Populus euphratica (Euphrates poplar) is the source of this 2545-nucleotide messenger RNA. Its product is annotated as probable methyltransferase PMT24. The transcript is spliced from 9 exons. Gene Ontology annotation, molecular function: methyltransferase activity. Lineage: Eukaryota; Viridiplantae; Streptophyta; Magnoliopsida; Malpighiales; Salicaceae. Gene Ontology annotation, cellular component: trans-Golgi network; endosome; cytoplasm. Bases 184 to 2256 code for a protein of 690 amino acids. The record is from RefSeq and is a predicted model, not a curated record.
GUGAAACGAGUGGCUGGUGAAAAUAUUUCCAAACAUUUUGAAGACAGUCCUGGUGAUUUACCGGAGGAUGCAACAAAAGAAGAUGGCAAUGCUGUUGACCCAAAGGUGACUAAAAAAGAGAGUGAAAUUACUGUUGAGGAUAACAAAGAUGAGAACAGGGAUGAGAAGGCCGAGUCUAAGAAUAUGGUUGAAGAAAACCAGGAUGGGAAGGCUGUUUCUGAAAUGGAACGAAAGAUGGAGACUGAAAAUAAUGAGGAUGGAAAAACAGAGGAUAGAGAGUUGAAUUCAGGUGAUAAAGAAUCAAAUUCAGAAGCUGGAGAGACCCAAGCUCAAGGCAAUGAAGCAAAUGAAAGCGAUCAAACAGAAUCAGAGGAUAGCUCAAGUGAAAAUAAAUCCAAGUCAGAUGACGGGGAGAAGAACCCAGACUCAGGGGAGAAUGCAAAUGAAAAUAACCAGGAAGGUGCUACUGAGAAUAACGUGGAUAGUCAAGAGAAUGAUCAAACUUCCAUUGAGAUUUUACCUGCUGGCACACAGUCAGAACUUCUAAAUGAAACCAAUACUCAAAAUGGGGCUUGGUCGACUCAAGUGGUGGAGUCACAGAAUGAGAAGAUAUCUCAACAAUCUUCAAUAGCUAAGGAUCAUUAUGGUCAUGGAUGGAAACUUUGUAAUGUCACUGCCGGACCAGCCUAUGUUCCUUGCCUUGAUAAUUGGUACGUUAUAAGAAGGCUUCCAAGCACAAAGCACUAUGAACAUCGAGAGAGGCACUGUCCUCAAGAAGCUCCCACUUGUUUGGUACCCAUACCUGAAGGAUAUAGACGCUCAGUUAAGUGGCCUAAAAGCAGGGAAAAGAUAUGGUUCUAUAACGUCCCUAACACCAAGCUUGCCGAGGUUAAGGGGCAUCAGAAUUGGGUUAAAGUUACUGGUGAAUAUCUUACUUUUCCAGGUGGUGGAACUCAGUUCAAGCAUGGUGCUCUUCAUUAUAUUGAUUUCAUUCAGGAUUCCCAUCCUGAUAUUGCAUGGGGAAAAAGAAGCCGAGUGAUAUUGGAUGUUGGGUGUGGGGUGGCAAGCUUUGGAGGUUAUCUUUUGGAAAAAGAUGUUCUUGCAAUGUCAUUUGCUCCCAAGGAUGAACAUGAAGCCCAGGUUCAAUUUGCACUUGAAAGGGGUAUCCCUGCGAUGUUGGCUGUUAUGGGCACGAAGAGAUUACCCUUUCCUAGUUCUGUUUUUGAUCUUGUUCAUUGUGCACGCUGUAGGGUUCCUUGGCACAUUGAAGGUGGUAAACUUCUUUGGGAGCUGAAUCGGGUGUUGAGGCCUGGUGGUUACUUUGUCUGGUCUGCCACCCCAGUUUAUCGAAAGCGUCCGGAAGAUGUGGGCAUUUGGAAAGCAAUGUCCAAACUAACAAAGUCAAUGUGCUGGGAUCUGGUGGUGAUUAAAACGGACAAGCUAAAUGGUGUUGGUGCAGCAAUAUAUAGAAAGCCAACUUCCAAUGACUGCUAUAAUAAUAGACCACAAAAUGAGCCUCCACUGUGCAAAGAAUCUGAUGAUCCAAAUGCAGCGUGGAAUGUCCUGCUCGAGGCAUGUAUGCAUAAAGUGCCUGUAGAUGCGUCAGUGCGUGGGUCUCAUUGGCCUGAGCAAUGGCCAAAACGGCUGGAGAAACCACCAUACUGGUUGAAUUCUCAGGUUGGAGUUUAUGGUAAAGCUGCUGCAGAGGAUUUUGCUGCUGACUAUAGACAUUGGAAAAAUGUUGUCUCCCAGUCUUAUUUGAAUGGGAUAGGAAUUAAAUGGUCUUCUGUGAGAAAUAUCAUGGACAUGAGAGCUGUAUAUGGAGGGUUUGCUGCGGCACUGAAAGACUUGAAAGUGUGGGUUAUGAAUAUAGUCCCAACUGACUCUGCAGACACGCUUCCAAUAAUCUAUGAGCGUGGUUUGUUUGGAAUGUAUCAUGAUUGGUGUGAAUCAUUCAAUACCUAUCCUAGAACUUAUGAUCUUCUACAUGCUGAUCAUCUCUUCUCCGGUCUAAAAAAGAGGUGCGACUUAGUGGCAGUAAUAGCAGAAGUUGAUCGGAUCCUGAGGCCAGAAGGAAAGCUGAUUGUGCGUGACAAUGUUGAAAUCAUUGGUGAGAUUGAGAGGCUGGCCAAAUCUCUGAAAUGGGAGAUCCGGAUGAUUUACUCAAAAGACAAUGAGGGACUGCUUUGUGUUCAAAAGACAAUGUGGCGUCCUACGGAAUCAGAAACAAUAACAUCAGCCAUCAUACAAGCCUGACGUGUCAGUUUGUACCUUUCAUCUGAGGUUUACCAGGCUGCCUGUAUUAGGCUUACAGGCAUGGUUCUGUUUUCUAUCGUAGGCAUUUGACGGUUAGUAUCAAUAGCUGUAUUUAUCCACAAGAAAUUGUAAAAUAAUAGUUAUUUACUUAGUUGUUCUUUAAAUUCUCCUUAUUUUCAUCAAUAUUUAGUGUCAUUUUAAUCAACCCUCUUUAAUAAGAGGGAUUUUGGCUGCAUACUUAUCAUGGAUGUUACUGAGAAAUCACAAUUUUGCAAACUUGUUAUAUAUA